AUGGAUCUACACCGAGCCGCCUUUAAGAUGGAAAACUCUUCCUUCCUUCCCAACCCGCUGGCAUCUCCUGCACUGAUGGUAUUGGCCUCCACCGCUGAAGCCAGUCGUGAUGCCUCCAUACCCUGCCAGCAGUCGCGACCCUUUGGAGUGCCUGUAUCCGUGGAUAAAGAGGUGCACAUUCCUUUUACCAAUGGCUCCUACACCUUCACCUCAAUGUACCACAGACAAGGUGGCGUCCCCGGAGCCUUCUCCAACCGUGACUUUCCACCUUCCCUUCUCCACCUUCACCCACAGUUUGCCCCUCCAAACUUAGACUGUUCCCCAAUCAGCAUGCUGAAUCACAGUGGUGUGGGCGCCUUCCGACCUUUUACCUCCCCCGAGGAGCGUGAAAGCUAUCAGUCUGCAUUUACCCCAGCCAAACGCCUCAAGAGCUGCCAUGAUACGGAAUCCCCGCACCUGCGAUUCUCCGAUGCUGACGGAAAAGAGUAUGAAUUUGGGGCGCAGAUCCCAACAGGUUCCCCUGGGGGACUUAAGGUGGACGAUGCUGGGAAAAAACUGUUUGCUGUAUCCGGCCUGAUAUCCGACAGAGAGACAUCGUCAAGCCCAGAGGACAGAAACGAGAGGUGUAAAAAGAAAGUCGCCCUGUUUGACAGCCAGGCCCCGAUCUGCCCCAUCUGCCAGGUCCUGCUGCGUCCCGGGGAACUGCAAGAACAUAUGGAGCAAGAAAUGGAGAAAAUAACACAAGUCAAUAUCAGUAAGAACUCCGCACACAAAGACGCCAUGACACCGGGUACGCCAAAGUCUGUGUUGUUAUCAGCUUCAAUCAAGAGAGAAGGGGAAUCGCCCACGGCUUCACCUCACUCCACCGACGAGAUUCACCACUCGGACAGAUACCAGACGUUCCUGAGAGUGAGAGCCAACAGGCAGACCCGGCUGAAUGCCCGGAUUGGAAAGAUGAAACGACGAAAGCAAGAUGAGGGACAGGUAUGUCCGCUCUGCAGUCGGCCAUUGUCUGGAUCCGAGGAGGAGAUGAGUAGACAUGUGGAACUGUGUCUGGCUAAGCGCGAGACCUGCAUGAAUGAAGACGACUCUGUAGACAUUGAGAAUGAGAACGGCCAUCGGUUUGAGGAGUAUGAGUGGUGCGGACAGAAGAGGAUUCGGGCCACUACUCUCUUAGAAGGGGGAUUCCGUGGAACUGGAUUUAUAAUGUGUAGUGGCAAAGAAACGCACGACAGCGACGCUGAUCUGGACGUUGACGGGGAUGACACCCUGGAAUAUGGAAAAGCACAGUACACAGAGGCCGACGUCAUCCCAUGUACUGGAGAAGAACCGGGAGAAGCCAAGGAAAGAGAGGCGCUCCGGGGUGCAGUACUAAACGGUGGAACACCCAGCGCCAGAAUAACGACGGAGUUCUCCAAAUGGAGCAACGACGAAAUGCCGUCUACGAGUAACGGGGAGAGCAGUAAACAGGAAGCCAUGCAGAAGACGUGCAAGAACAGCGACAUUGAGAAGAUCACAGAACAAUCGGCAGUGACGACGUUUGAAGCGUUAAAGGCGCGUAUCCGGGAACUGGAAAGACAACUAUCCCGAGGGGACCGCUACAAAUGCCUCAUCUGCAUGGAUUCCUACACAAUGCCCCUGACGUCCAUUCAGUGUUGGCACGUGCACUGCGAGGAAUGCUGGCUGCGCACUCUGGGAGCCAAGAAGCUGUGCCCGCAAUGUAACACCAUAACAUCACCCGGGGACCUCAGGCGCGUCUACUUGUGAAAGGUAGAGGCACUGACCUUGCUCCAGCCUCGUUCAAGACUCACCCCGGUUGUCCUCGCGCCUCCGUUUUCCGGAGUCGGAGGCCUCACCUGGGUCUGUAAUGUGACCGAGGAAGAUUUGGAAGCUUAAGACAUUUUUAACUGUAGUGGAGCAAAUAAAACUGUAAAACAAAGAACAAGCCUUUGCUGGACUUCUGUGGCUUCCAGAUCUUCACCUCCAGUCAGCACUACCGGGGGAGACGCCAGAUCCCUGCCCCCGCAGCACUCUCCACGUUUUCUCUUCUCCCUGUACCUGCUGCUGAUUUUUAAUGUUAAUCUCUGAAUUUUCGAGGACUUGAUGCACCACAACUCCCAUCAUUCUUUUUAGUUUACAUUGUCCCUCCAACUGCACCGAAAACUGAUCAGUGACGCUGUCCGGGCGCAGGCUUGUACAGAUGACCCCCACCGCUCUCCCCUCACCUGCAGUUUGUGAUUUCUAUAUUUUUUUUGUGUGUGUGAGAAAAGCAGGGAAAAGAAGAAAACUGACAGAAAUGCGAAGCACAUGUAAUAUAAAUCCUAUGUUUACAACGUCACGUAUAAACUGAAGGGACUCCAUGAUACCCAGUGGGGGGGGAGGGGGGCGCGGGGAUUCCUUGGGGCAGGAGGAUUUUAUUUUUCCUGCCAGAAAUGGGUCUAAAAUGUGUAAAUGUAAUUUAUUUUAGGGUUUUUAUUAUUAUUUUUUUUUUUUAUUAACAUUUUUUGUUUGGAAAUCUAUUUGCCCAGCAAAUGCCGCGUACCUGUGCCGUUCCAGUGUGCAGGAUCAUGGGGGUGGCAGGACGCCAGCCGCCCCCUUCUUGGAGCUGGAUUAACCCCUCCCAGGCCGGUGCUGGGUCUAAUGACCAGCUGUGUGAUGCUGUAAUGGUCCAUGUGAUAGCAGUUGGGUUGAGCAUUGCUGGAGGCUCAGGCUCUGGACGCGUCGACUUUCGCUGUUACGUGCGGCUCGUGCCAGUAAUCGACUUAAUAUUUUCCUGCUGCUUCCUGUUCCAGAAAAGACGGAAAAAAAAAAAGUGUGUUCUUAGCACCAUUGGAGUCUAUGGAGGGUGACAUGUAUUGUGCCCAGGGGCUGCAGGUUCACAUCUGAGGUAUAAUGCUUCUCCAUUUACGUUUCCUGACACCCUAUCCCGCUGUAUUCCGCGUACUGGGAGCCGGAGCCUGGUAAUGAGACCUGUCACCCACAGCAACCUGGUACAAGGGUGAAAAUGGAUAUAUAAUCCCAGCCUGUGAUUGGUCCUCGGGGCGACACUUUGGAGCCUCCGGUUUUCAUACAGGCACUUCCGCAAACCUUGUGAAAAUACCGCGCACACUUCCGUGUUUUUGCAUUGUUUGUAUGGAAAUCGAUCGAGCUCCAGGGUUGUAGGACAUUGAGACCCCUUGUGCCCCCGGCUCAGGUUAGAGUAGUCACACGCGGUCUCCGUAUUUUCCGGGGUGUUAUAACCACGGCCCCCAACUCCCUGGUCCUUAUUUCCUACUUUUUGUGUCUGGCUCCUAUAGAUUUAUUCUGGAGCAUCAGCCUCUACUCCCGGGGCGGGCGCCCAGCUGAGCCACUGGCAGCUUGUGGGUGCAGUCAGCCGUGGCCGCACAUUUACAUUGACCCUUGUAACGCUGGAGGGAAUCAUCUGCAAUUCAAAGUGCUGGCUUCUAGCUGCCGGCGUGCCCUGGCGAGGGAACGGUUAACAGUAUGAAAUUGAUUCUAUUAGAUAUGUAUUGGAGACGGCAGGAAAUGAAUUAGGACGUUAACAUGGUGACCUGCUGGGUGGCAGUUUGACACGAGUUACUGACCCGGAUCCUUGGCAGCUGUCAUGGAGGAGGGGUAUGAGCUCCUUCAGAGCUGCAACUCCUCUCUGCCGGGGCGAGCCACACAUACGAAACCUCACUGAUUGUAUUACAGCUCCGGGGAAUCCUGCUGCGCAUCUGAACAUGUGCAUGUGGCGAUUUCAGGGGAGAGGAUGACUGUAGGACAGGAGAAUACGGUCCCCUGUUAUCAGCCAUUGGAGCUGUCUCCCAGUCAGCAGUCGGCGCCUGCACUCUGGGCGCGUUCUAUAUGUUCACCUCUAGGCACCAUAUUGUGUUCAUAUACAGAAUGUGUAAAAACUGGUGGAAAGAUGACAAUUCCCAGAAUAAUAAGCUCUGUGCAGACACUGCAGGGAGCUGCAGAACUGUGAGCGCAGCUCUGGAGGGUAAUGCAGGAUCUGUAACAUGGUGAUCAGAGGUCAGAACAUGUUGUGGCUGGAUCUCCCUGGAAUAUGUGCUGUGCAGGUUGAUGAGGGAGGCCCUAGAUCCGGAGGACACCAAGCACCGAGUGUCAUCCCUGAGGGGUCUAAGCUUCCAGCCUUCCACGUGUGCACCGCAGCGGAUAUUAUAGACUAACUGAAUAUAUUUCUUACCAUUAUGGCCCCUCCGUAACCUGGUGCCUGAGCCCACAGCAGUGGAAGGGGAUGGGUGUCACCUCUGGAAAUGAAACCAUACUGAGCCCCUGAUGUGCCUGCCGACCUGUAUGGUGGUCACAUGACCUCCGCCAAUGGUAGCAAUGCAGCCUAAUCCACAAAGGGUUAAUGGGACACUUUUUUUAUUUUUUUUGUGCCGCUCUGUUCCAGCUUUGGCCAUGGUGGUCGCGGAGGAUCCAGUGGGAUUUUCUAUUUAUUUUCUACCUUUUUUUUAUGGUCGGGGAGUUUGUGGAAAUUUUGAUGUUUUGUUGAAACAAAGAAGGAAAAAAAAAACAAGCUAAAUCUCAAAAUGAAAAAAAAAAGUUUCCCAAAGAGGCAGCGGAGGCCCCUGAGUCGUGUCCAUGACGUGUGUCCGUGUAUAUUAUAUCCCCGCA
Molecule: messenger RNA, 4623 nt
Organism: Bufo bufo (common toad)
Lineage: Eukaryota; Metazoa; Chordata; Amphibia; Anura; Bufonidae
Gene: RNF220
Product: ring finger protein 220
Exons: 14
Coding region: 1-1767 (588 amino acids)
Biological process (GO): protein ubiquitination
Molecular function (GO): ubiquitin protein ligase activity; metal ion binding
Source: RefSeq, a predicted model, not a curated record